This is a messenger RNA of Zophobas morio, 1138 nucleotides long. Its product is annotated as vacuolar protein sorting-associated protein 16 homolog. The record is from RefSeq and is a predicted model, not a curated record. Gene Ontology annotation, molecular function: actin binding. The transcript is spliced from 3 exons. Gene Ontology annotation, cellular component: endosome; cytoplasm; lysosomal membrane. Gene Ontology annotation, biological process: vacuole fusion, non-autophagic; intracellular protein transport; endosomal transport. Bases 30 to 1085 code for a protein of 351 amino acids. NCBI's taxonomy places the organism in Eukaryota, Metazoa, Arthropoda, Insecta, Coleoptera, Tenebrionidae.
UCGCUAGUUUUUCCGUAAUUUCUACCGAGAUGAGACGUCGAAAGAGCAAGAAGGGCGAACCCGGUGCGCACCGUCUCGUCAACCCGAUUCAGGUCGCGGGCGUGGCUUUUCGGUCGGGGCGCAAAGAAGCGGCCGUGAAAAUCCUUGAAGACGAGCUCGGGAGCGGCGAACUGGUCGAAACGUUGUUGAAAUGGUCCGAAAACACGGCCGCCUUUUACAAAGCCCUGGAAAGCGGCGACCCGGAUUUGCUGUACAUGGUGAUGCUCAGGCUUCGGAAGAUCAAGUCACCCGACGAUUUCCGGAAGACGAUUCGCAAUUUCCCGGUUGCGGUGACUCUGUACAAGAAGUACUGCCACCAGUUCAACAGGCAGGAGUUGUACGAGAUGUACGUAAAGGAGAAGGACUUCGGUGCCCAAGCGGCGACUUUCAUUUCGGCAAUCGUCGAUUAUAAAGAGUUACACCUAAAAGAGACGCUCUUGGCCUCAGCCAGCGAGGCCUACUCCAAAGGCCGCAACGCCCCCUACGCCCGCCUGUGCGAGCAACAACUCAAACUCCUCGCCUACCAAAGAAAACUCAACGAAAAAUACAUCGACCACAACUUCCUCGGAAGAACGAUCCACCAAACCUGCUCUUUACUCGUACGAAGCGACCCGAACGCGGCCGAAGAGUUCCGCGCCGAGUUCCACAUCCCCGAACAGAGAUUCUGGUGGCUGAAAAUCCAAGCCCUUGCGGAAACCGACGACUGGAAAAACCUAGAAAAGCUGUCUCAAAGCGAAAACUGCCCCAUGGGCCCCGAAAAAUUCGUAGACGCGUGUUUACAAAGAAACAACGAAAAGGAGGCCAUGAAGUACUUGUCGAUGGUGCCCGAGCAACUCAAGCUGAAAUAUCUCAUCAAAAUGAGACUUUUGGAGGAGGCGGCUGAGAUGGCAUUCAGAAAAAACGACUACUACAACUUGCUUCUGGUCAAUAGUUUGUGCGAACACCGGUCCGAGUUGGCGGCGAGAGUGCAGUCGAUGAUUAGACAGCUGGAGGCGGCGGACAACGGCGCAUCCCCCAGCCUAUUCAAAGCUUGUCUCGGCUUGUAAAGCCGACUUUUAUAAAUGAUAAUUAAAUAAAGUCGCGUUUUUAACCGAAUAAA